AUAACAUGAAUUUACUCAUAAGUAUAUCAGCUUCAAUGAGGUUAAGCACGAACAUUAAGCUAAAAUACCUUUUUCCUCCGGUGGUUUUUCUGCAACGAAUGUAAAAUGCAUAUUUCGGUUUGAUAUAAUAGCCAAUGCACAACUUGCAUGUUUGAAAUUCAAUUUCAAUUCUCUGCAAUGCUGCAACACGAACCGUGAAGUCACCGCCACCGCCAUGUUCAUUGUAUCUUGUAAUAUCAAUGGAAAGUUACCACACUUCACUCCAAGUAUUUUCCAAUUGAAAAAUAACACAGCAGGAAAUAAGUACAUAUAUUCUUAUACACGAAAAGUGUAGAAUCUGCUCAUAGUACUGUCAGAGCAUAACAUUUUGUAAAGAUUUCAUGGAAUGAUUGACCAUGGCUUGACAACACAAGUUGCGAGAAUACGAAAGGGAAUGUCUUUCAUCAACGUUCUUAGCGUGCUGCUGAUUUGUUUGUGAAGGAAGGAGACGCCCAUAGCAAGUGGCAAGUUGUUUAUGGCAGAAUUAAAUUUGUUAGUACAAUUGGCAUUGACGAAUACACUAUAAAGAGUUGUUAUUUUAGACAGUACUUCUAAUGAAUAAUAUGAUGCGGUUACACAAGUUCAUAUACCUCUGCCUUAUUAGUUUUCUGGCUGUGUUUUGUGGGACAGCCAGUGGAAUUUCAUGUUAUCAGUGUCUCAGCACUGAUCAUGAAAACCCAUUUCAGUGCAACGAGUUUAUGACAGAUGCAGAUAUCACCCCACAAUCAUGCGACAACAUCUAUAAUGCCCAGUAUUGUGUGAAACAUACAGGCCGUUAUGAAGGUGUCAAAAUUUUGAAUUUUGUCACUCUGAGUUUGGAAUGUUACCAAUGUUCAACACCUUUUGACAUUCGCUGCUCUGAUCUUCUCAUUCAUGAUGAAACUCUGCACCCAACUAACUGCAAUGAUAUAUAUGGGGCUGAGUAUUGCAUCAAAACUACGGGUAUUUUUGGAGGUGGACUUGGUACAAAGCGAUUUUGCUCUCCGCUUGAUUUGGGCAACUAUUGCAAUUACAUCCAACAGCCUGGAGAUGAAUUGGAAUACCGCUCAUGUGUAUACACAUGUUCUACAGAUGGAUGCAACCCUGCAAGUGUUUCAGAACCAAAGUUUUUCCUUUUAUUACUGACAAUUGGUUUAGUAGUCACUAAUAUUGCCCUUCCUUGGCUUAGAUGAGACUAAAUGAGUUUCAGGAAAGACUCAAGGCAAUGCAAUUUCACAUAUCACUUAUGUGAAUUCAAUAUUUACAAGCCAAAAAGCUUAGUAAAUCUCUGAUAUUCAGGAAUUGUCAAUUUUAGUAUUUAUGAUUGUUAUGAGAGAUUUCACAUGCAUAGUCAUUUACAGAAGAAAAAAAAAGCAAGUGAAAUUAUAUAGAAUAAGGUGAGAACUAUGAGGAUAAUGUCACCAGUUCAACUUUGUUAACUUGUGGGACUUUCACAAUCUACCUUUAUAUACUUUAUAGUCUACUCUUCGGUCAUAAUCACAUUUUAUAGUUGUAUCACAAUUGUCAGGUGAAUUUGGAUAAAGUGCCUUUUAUAUGACCACAACAUAUGUUAUUGAUUGUUAGACUGAAAGGAUCAAAGCAUUAAUUUCAUUAACUUCAUUCAUGUGUUAGAUUUACUUUAUAUGUAAAUAGGUUUUUUGAUAUUAAUAUUACUCGGAUUCAUUGUUUUCUACAUUCCUGUAAAACAUUUACAUUUUAUGAUAACAUUGAUUCAUGUUUUAGUUAUGUUUUACUAAUCUAAUUAUUUUUUGAAACAUUGUUUUAAAUUGUUGAGUCCAAGUAAAUGAUCUUUAAUUAGAUAUAAAUCAAGGCAAGAUGCAGUAAAAUGUGAAUUUGAAAAUAGAUUCAUAACUUCUCAAGAAAUGUAGAAGUUAUAUUCUUUACUUUCCAAAUUUUGUUUUUGUUAAUUUAUGGUGUAUUUGUAGAUCAAAACUCGAAUAUUGAGAACCAUCUUACACACAUUAUCAAAAAUGUAAAUGAUUAAAUAAAACUUCAGUUUUGUUUGUUAAUAUAACAUAGAUAAAUAGUGUCAAGACGUUUUGUCUGAAUUUUAAAAUGAGUGUAUUGGUUAAUGUGCAAAUUGAAUUUAUGAAAUAUACCCCAACAAUGGAGGUUAUGUUUUUUAAUGAAGUCUUUUAUGCUUAUGAAUCUCCUAAUGUUGAUGUCUAGUAAGACAUUUAUAAAUAAAUAGAAUUUCAACCCGCCAUCCAUCGGUUUGAGACCGCUACGGCACCACUGCCUUAGCGAUCUCGGCCAUCCGAACCGGCUUCAAUUUCCUUGUUGUGGAACAUAAUUUCAUUUAUUCAUAUAUAAAUUCCAGCACUAAUUCCAGUUUUGUUUCACAUUAGUAUUUACUGUAAUUGUGUAUCAAUUUAAUAUUUUUACUUUGUACUUCAACACGGAAUAUUGUGCUUCCAAUUUUUGCACAUGAUAUUAUAAAGGCUCUGGUUUGUUAGUAUUAUUUUAAAUGUUCUAAAAUUAGAGUGCUUGUUUUUUUGAAGGAUUUCUUCAAGUUAUCAGCCGUCCACAUUUUUAUAUUGUAUUCAACAAAACCGUCCAUAAGCAUGUGAUAUCUAAUGAUAUGAUAUUCAUUGUGUAUUUUCAUUUAAACUUUUUUAAACAUGUACUUUGUGUGAAUUGCUGUGAAAUAUAGUAUAUAAAAUUGUUGAACUUAAAUUAUUUCAUAUUAACAGAGAUGUUCAAAUAUAUUAACUGCAUUAUGCAACUAGCCCCGAAGUGUUUGAUGAGUUUGUCACAAGAACUGUAAUGUAUAAUUUUGUUCAGAUAUUUUAUAAACUUAAUUUUAUAUGAAUGUAUGUAAAAAGUAAAUAAAUCAAAUGAUAUAAACGUACCAUGG
Gryllus bimaculatus (two-spotted cricket) is the source of this 2896-nucleotide messenger RNA. Lineage: Eukaryota; Metazoa; Arthropoda; Insecta; Orthoptera; Gryllidae. The record is from the annotation of a GenBank genome assembly.